Ciona intestinalis (vase tunicate) is the source of this 543-nucleotide messenger RNA. The record is from RefSeq and is a predicted model, not a curated record. NCBI's taxonomy places the organism in Eukaryota, Metazoa, Chordata, Ascidiacea, Phlebobranchia, Cionidae.
CAGCAUCCUAUUCACCAUGGAGUAAUGGCCUUUGUGAGAGGCAUAAUCUUACUAUCAAAUAUAGUUACAAAAAUAAAAUAUGAAGAAAAAUGCAGUUGGGAAGCUGCAGUAGCGUGGAGUGUAAGUGCAAAGAAUGCACUUGUAAAUCGAUUUGGUUUUAGCCCUUACCAGCAUGUUUUUGGCAGAAACAUUAAUUUACCUACCACCCUUACUGACAAACAACCCGCUUUUAAUGGACAGGCUGAAAGUUUAGAUGUUGGUGCACAUCUAUCCGCUCUCCAUGCAGCCAGGAGAGCAUUCAUUUCUGCUGAAUCGUCUGAGAAGAUUCGGAGAGCUCUGAGGAGAAAAACUCGGCAGACCGAGAACCCUUCGAUUAAACCGUCAAUCCAAGAAUCCAGCGAUGAUGAAAGUGAUGACGAAGAUCAACCAGAAGUUGUUCAACCGGCGCCACAAUCAACAAGAACAAUAGUACAACAACCACAACUGAAGGCUGAAGAUAAGGUUAAAUUUGUCAAGGAAGAUGGGGUAUAACAGGAAGUUACA